CCAUCUCUAUAUAAACGUGUUUUCGUUCACGCAGAGACGUAUUAAAUAUAAAUUUGUGAAAGUGAAAAUUACCUACAAUUUAUGGAUCACAACCAAAAUAACCACAAGGAAAACGAGUAUUUAUUUAAAGUGUUGAUUAUAGGCGACGUAGCAGUUGGGAAAUCUUGUAUUUUGAAGAGAUUUGCUGAAAAUGUUUUUGACUCUAAAUAUGGCUCAACAAUUGGAGUGGACUUCAAAGCAAAGAAACUAAAUCUUCGUGGGAAAUCUGUCAAGCUACAGAUUUGGGAUACAGCUGGGCAUGAGAGAUUUCGAAGUAUGACGUCUGCCUUCUACCGUGGGGCUCAUGGGAUUGUGUUGGUUUAUGAUGUUACAAGGAUGGAAACUUUCACCAAUAUUCCAAAAUGGUUGAAAGAACUUGAUCUUCAGGACUGUAAUUGCACGGUUAAAAUUUUGUUUGGAAACAAGAGUGACCUGUCUAUAGAAAGAACCGUACCCAGAGAAAUGGCUUUUAAAUAUGCAGAUGCUCAUAAUAUGUUCUUGUUUGAGACAAGUGCAAAGACUGGUGACAGUGUGCAUGAAGCAUUUGAACAUUUAGUGUCUAGAAUGCUUAUACUUUUUCAUGAGAAGGAGACUUCACCCAAGAAGCCACCAUGUUCAGCUGGUGUUCUGCCAACAUGCAUAUUGUCAGGACAGGAAAAUGUUGCACAAUCUAGUUGUUCAUGUUAGAAAAAUAUUUGUUUAUUGAUAUUGUACUAUAACAGAGUGUAGUGCUUAUUUUUUGGGCAAAAUAUUUUAAGUAUUUUAUAGUACAAAUCAGAUUAUCUUCUUUUGACAUUAUUCAUGAGUAAGUCCCUAUUUGCCUCAGUUUCAUCACCAAUUCAUAUAUACCACCAUGAUAAGGCUGAAUAUAUUGGAAUAUGGUAUAUCCGACCAUGGUAGUGAUGGUACUGAAUGUUAUGUUCUGGAAUAUGGUAGCCUUUUGGUAGGAUCUUCAUAACAUAGAAAUACGGGGAAAACAAACAAGACACUUGUUAAAUAUGAUCU
This is a messenger RNA of Dendronephthya gigantea, 1044 nucleotides long. RefSeq names its product ras-like GTP-binding protein YPT1. The transcript has 2 exons. The record is from RefSeq and is a predicted model, not a curated record. Bases 82 to 726 code for a protein of 214 amino acids. Gene Ontology annotation, molecular function: GTPase activity; GTP binding. Lineage: Eukaryota; Metazoa; Cnidaria; Anthozoa; Malacalcyonacea; Nephtheidae.